GAGGAGACUCCGCCCCUCGGGCCCGCCCCUGGAGGAGCCCCGGAUCGGGCCCUCCCUGCCGGCCCCGCCCCCACCAUGGCCACGCCCCUCCGGAGCCACGCCCGGCCUCGCCCACCUGGCCCCAACGCCCCGCCCACUGCGCAGGACACGCCCCCAGGACACGCCCUUCCCGGGGCCAGAGGUGGAGUCAGGGCCCGAGGACAAGCGGAAGGGUCGGGGCGAGCGCCUCAAACGCUGCAUCCGAACGGCGGCCGGGACGAGCUGGGAGGAUCCCAGUCUGCUGGAGUGGGACACUGAUGAUUUCCGUAUUUUCUGCGGGGAUUUGGGCAAUGAGGUGAAUGACGAGACCCUGGGCCGCGCCUUCGGGCGCUUCCCGUCCUUCCUCAAGGCCAAAGUGAUCCGGGACAAACGCUCGGGGAAGACCAAGGGCUACGGCUUCGUGUCCUUCAAGGACCCCAACGACUACGUCCGGGCCAUGAGGGAGAUGAACGGUAAAUACGUGGGCAGCCGGCCCAUCAAGCUGCGCAAGAGCCAAUGGAAGGAUCGGAACCUCGAGGUCGUUCGGCGCAAGCAGCGCGAGAAGAAGAAGCUGGGCCUGAGAUGACCCCCCCUGGGGGGGACUGGGAGCCACUGGGAGCCACU
Molecule: messenger RNA, 642 nt
Organism: Myiozetetes cayanensis
Lineage: Eukaryota; Metazoa; Chordata; Aves; Passeriformes; Tyrannidae
Gene: RBM42
Product: RNA binding motif protein 42
Exons: 6
Molecular function (GO): mRNA binding
Source: RefSeq, a predicted model, not a curated record